Molecule: messenger RNA, 1368 nt
Organism: Orcinus orca (killer whale)
Lineage: Eukaryota; Metazoa; Chordata; Mammalia; Artiodactyla; Delphinidae
Gene: FN3K
Product: fructosamine 3 kinase
Exons: 6
Coding region: 338-1267 (309 amino acids)
Biological process (GO): fructosamine metabolic process
Source: RefSeq, a predicted model, not a curated record
ACUGACUGUGGACACACGGGAGGGCACCGCCCCCACGUCUGUCCCCCUAUCAGAGAGCUCCGCCCUCCUCCCAUAGCGCUGGGUCCGCCCGGCUUGGCCUAUGGGAUGGGGGCGGCGAGCGCUUGCCCGGCCUAACUGAACCCCCGCUCUCAUUCUCCUGCGGGAGGAAGACCGGGAGGCCGGACACUCGGGCGCUGGGAGCCCUUAGGCGAAACAGAAGCCUCCCCCGCGGACAGCUGCCUCGGCAGCGGCGAGCUCGCGUCUGGGCCCGCUGUCUGCGCGGUCCCAGGUCCCCCGUGUCCCCGUGUCUCCCGUCCCCCAUCCCGCCGCCGGCCCCAUGGAGCAGCUGCUGCGCGCGGAAUUGCGCACCACGACCCUGCGCGCCUUCGGGAGCCCCGGGGCCGGCUGCAUCAGCGAGGGACGCGCCUACGACACGGAUGCCGGUCCCGUGUUCAUCAAGGUCAACCGCAGGACGCUGGCCCGGCAGAUGUUUGAGGGGGAGAUGGCGAGCCUGGAGGCUCUUCGGAACACUGGCCUGGUGCGGGCGCCUCAGCCUAUCAAGGUGAUUGACCUGCCUGGAGGUGGGGCUGCCUUUGUGAUGGAGCAUCUGAAGAUGAGGGGCCUGAGCAGUCAGGCAUCAAAACUUGGAGACCAGAUGGCAGAUUUGCACCUUUACAACCAGAAGCUCAGGGAGAAGUUGAGGGAGGAGGAGAACAGAGUGGGCCAGAGGGCUGAGGGUGCCGGGCCCCAGUAUGUGAGCAAGUUCGGCUUCCACACGGUGACGUGCUGCGGCUUCAUCCCACAGGUGAACGAGUGGCAGGAUGACUGGCCAACCUUCUUCACCCAGCACCGGCUCCAAGCACAGCUGGACCUCAUUGAGAAGGACUAUGCUGACCGAGAGGCACGAGAACUCUGGUCACAGCUACAGGUGAAGAUCCCAGAUUUGUUUUGUGGCCUAGAGAUUGUCCCCGCCCUUCUUCAUGGGGAUCUCUGGUCAGGAAAUGUGGCCGAGGACGACACCGGCCCCAUUAUUUACGACCCGGCCUCCUUCUACGGUCAUUCUGAGUUUGAACUGGCGAUUGCCUUGAUGUUCGGGGGGUUUCCCAGGCCCUUCUUCACCGCCUACCACCGGAAGGUCCCCAAGGCUCCAGGGUUUGACAGGCGGCUGCUGCUCUAUCAGCUCUUUAACUACCUGAACCACUGGAACCACUUUGGGAAGCAGUACAGGAGCCCAUCCCUGGGCACCAUGAGGAAGCUUCUCAAGUAGCAGCCCGCCUGUGUCGCCUGCCCAGCCGCUUGCCAAAGGACCAGGGCGGCAGUACCAGAGGCGGCUUCAGAGAUGAAUAAAGCCCACGGUGGUUUCAGGGA